GGGUUUGGACUGGGAUGCUCCUGCGCUCCUCUCUCUCUCUCUCUGUCUCCCUCUCUCUGUCUCUCUCUCUCUGCAGUCGGCAUGAAAGGGUUUAAUUAACGCGUAUGCGUCCCUCUUUGCCCUCCAGCUAAUUAAUUUUAAUUUGUUGUUUGAUUCUGCGUUCUGUUGGUUUUCCGAACGCAGUUGGGAUUUCUUGCGUGCGUUGCUGGAAUUCAGGAGUCGUCCGAUAGUGAUCGGGUCCUUCUGGAAAGGUAUGCUUUCGGCACAAGGACGGGCAUGCUGGCGACGCACUGCCUGAAUCGUCCGUGCGCCUGGCAGUGUCCGCUGCAUCUGAUCUGUCGGAGGUGACAGAAAUAUCAGCCGAACUGAGGUUGGACGCUGUGCCCCAACCGUGCUUUUCCCAAACCUGGCUCUCAUUCCGUCCUUCAUUUUCAAGAUCUGAGAAGCGGACUGGGUUCUAAGAAAAACGGAUCAUCAUUUUUUAUUUCUAUUGCUAUUAUUUUUAUCAGGGAUAUGUUUUGCUGGCACAUGAAACGGAGCAUCAUGGACCAAAAAAGAGCCUAAAGAGAAUCACCUUGUGUACCCCAAGGCAUCGCAUACAGUUGCAGGGGGCAAAGUAUGCUAGCAGCAUCGGCGUGGCACCCCCUGGUGACGUGCCAGCACCUGGCUCAGACUGCGCCCCAGCCCCCGGCCUGAGCGCCCAUCACCGGUAGGCAGCGGUGCAUUCUCUGUGACUCGCCCACUCCGGCCCAACCAUGAGUCAGGACGCCCCCCAGAUCCCCAUCGCCGACAUGACACCGGAGCAGGCGGCUGAGGCCGCCGCCAUUAUGGCGGAGAAGAGGAAGCUGCAGCAGGCUAAGCUAAAGAAGCAGCUCCCCCCGCCAGAUACCAGGCCUGCCCGUGCCCUCUUCUGCCUCAACCUCAAUAACCCCUUCCGGAAGGCCUGCAUCAGCCUUGUUGAGUGGAAGCCGUUUGAUACCUUUAUAUUGCUUGCAAUAUUUGCCAAUUGCAUGGCCUUGGCUAUAGCCACUCCCUUUCCUGAGGACGACUCCAACAAUAUCAACCACCAGCUGGAAUCAGUGGAAUAUGUCUUCCUUGUCAUUUUCACUAUUGAAACGUUCAUGAAGAUUAUAGCGGACGGGUUAGUGUUGCACAAAGGCGCGUACGUACGCAGCGGCUGGAACAUGCUGGACUUCGUCAUCGUGGUCAUAGGGUUGGUUACUGUUGUUGUGGAGUUCGUAGCUGGCAAAGAAGAGCAGCCCUCCCCUGAAGAGCUAAUGGAUCUUCAUGCGGGGGGGAAGGGGGGCUUCGAUGUCAAGGCCUUACGAGCCUUCCGAGUGCUUCGACCCCUGCGGCUGGUCUCGGGGGUGCCAAGUUUACAAAUUGUGUUAAAUUCCAUAAUUAAAGCCAUGGUUCCACUCUUCCACAUCGCCCUGCUGGUCUUGUUUGUGAUCAUAAUCUACGCCAUUAUCGGACUGGAGCUUUUCCUUGGAAAAUUGCACGCGGCUUGUUUUAUCAUUGGAACAGAUAUCCUUGCUGAGGACGAACCGGCGCCAUGCUCAUUGACUGGCGAGGGGCGCGAUUGCACCCUCAAUGGAACUGUAUGUCUGGAGGCAUGGGAAGGCCCCAAUUGGGGCAUCACCAACUUCGACAACUUCUUCUUCGCUAUGCUGACUGUCUUCCAGUGCAUCUCAAUGGAGGGCUGGACUGACAUGUUGUACUGGAUGAACGACGCCAUGGGGCUUGAGCUGCCAUGGGUCUACUUUGUCAGUCUCGUCAUCUUUGGAUCCUUUUUCGUUCUAAACCUCGUUCUUGGUGUGCUAAGCGGAGAGUUCUCCAAGGAGCGUGAGAAGAACGUGGCCCGUGGAGACUUCCAGAGGAUUCGAGAGGAGCAGCAGUUUGACGAAGACCUGAAGGGUUACUUGGAGUGGAUCACCCAGGCUGAGGACAUCGACCCAGAGGACGAUCCAUCCAAGCGGGAUGGGGAAUCGGAGCAUGAUAAGAAGGCAACUUGCUGUGGGUCCCUGUGUAAGAAGUUUUCAAAGUCAGACUUCGGUCGGAAAGUGUGUCACUGGAACCGAUUCAUCCGCAAAAGGUGCAGGUUUGCUGUCAAAUCAGUCGCCUGCUAUUGGCUGGUGAUCGUCCUGGUCUUUCUCAACACGCUCACAAUCUGCACAGAGCAUUACAACCAGCCAGAGUGGCUAUCGCAAAUACAGGAGGGAGCCAACAAGGUGCUUUUGUCGAUGUUCACGUGCGAGAUGCUGCUGAAGAUGUAUAGCCUGGGCUUUCAGGCCUACUUCGUUUCGCAGUUCAACCGUUUUGACUGUUUUGUGGUCUUCGGCGGCAUUUCUGAAAUGAUCCUGGUGGACAAGGGAAUCAUGAGUCCGCUCGGCAUCUCUGUGUUUCGCUGCGUGCGCCUGAUGCGCAUCUUCAAGGUCACACGCCAUUGGGAGGCACUCAGCAUACUGGUGGCCUCCUUGCUCAACUCUCUGAAAUCCAUCGCCUCCCUGCUGCUGCUGCUCUUCCUUUUCAUCCUAAUAUUUGCCCUGCUGGGCAUGCAAGUGUUUGGAGGCAAGUUCAACUUUGACGAGUCGGAGAAGAAGAGGAGCUCCUUUGAUAACUUCCCACAGGCUCUGCUCACAGUGUUCCAGAUUUUGACAGGUGAAGAUUGGAACACUGUUAUGUAUGAUGGAAUUAUGGCAUUUGGUGGUCCAGGGUCAGGGAUGAUCGUCUGCCUUUACUUUGUUGUCCUCUUCAUCUGUGGAAACUAUAUCCUGCUGAAUGUAUUCUUGGCCAUUGCCGUGGACAACCUGGCAGAUGCAAGGGGUGGAAAGAAGGAAGAGAAGAGAAUUCCAUAUGAGGAGGAUGACGGUGAAGGACAGGAAGAGGAAGGAGACAAAUAUGAGACAGGUCUUCCACCCGGGCCAAAGCCUCGCGUUGCAGACCUGGUCAGGGCGGAGAAGAUUACCCCUAUUCCUGAGCCAACUGCAUUCUUCAUAUUUAGCAACACCAAUCCGAUUCGGGUGGCAUGCCACGCGCUCAUCAAUCACCCAGUCUUCACCAACAUCAUCCUCGUCUUCAUCAUGCUGAGCUCGGCCUCCCUGGCAGCUGAAGAUCCUAUUCGCAGCCACUCUGGGAGGAACAUUAUACUUGGUUACCUUGAUUAUGCCUUCACGGCAAUCUUUACUGUUGAGAUCCUGUUGAAGAUGACAACCUUUGGGGCUUUUCUUCAUGAAGGUGCUUUCUGCAGAAGCCCUUUCAACCUUUUGGACAUUCUUGUCGUAGGAGUGUCGCUGAUAUCUUUCAUGUUCCAGUCUUCUGCGGUGUCAGGGUUGAAGAUUCUGCGUAUCAUGCGAGUCCUCAGGCCGCUACGAGCCAUCAACAGAGCCAAAGGCCUCAAGAAUGUGGUUCAAUGUGUGUUUGUGGCCAUCAAGACUAUUGGCAACAUCAUGAUAGUCACCACGCUGUUGCAAUUCAUGUUUGCCUGCAUUGGAGUGCAGCUCUUCAAGGGGAAAUUCUUCAGUUGCACAGAUGAGAUAAAGACAACUCCAGAGGAGUGCAAGGGAACCUUCAUUAUGUACAAGGAUGGGGAGUUGAACAAGCCAUUAGUUCGUCAGAGGCAGUGGGUCAACGGCGACUUCAACUUUGACAACGUCUUGAUGGCCAUGAUGGCACUCUUCACUGUGUCCACCUUCGAGGGUUGGCCAGAUUUGCUCUACAAGGCCAUCGAUUCCUACCAGGAGAAUAGGGGCCCAAAAUUCAAUUACCGUGUGGAAAUCUCCAUCUUCUUCAUCAUCUACAUCAUCAUCAUUGCCUUCUUCAUGAUGAACAUCUUUGUGGGUUUCGUCAUUGUCACCUUCCAGGAGCAGGGUGAAAAAGAAUAUGAAAACUGUGAGCUGGAUAAAAACCAGCGUCAAUGUGUGGAAUUUGCCCUAAAGGCUACUCCCCUACCAUUUUUUAUUCCUAAGAAUCCCUACCAGUACAAGUUCUGGUAUGCGGUCAACUCCGAAUUCUUUGAGUACGCCAUGUUUGUACUCAUCCUACUCAACACAGUGUCCCUGGCUGUGCAGCACUACGGCCAGUCAGAGCAAUUCAGUCAUGUCAUGGACAUCUUGAACAUGAUCUUCACCACAGUCUUCACUGUAGAGAUGGUCAUUAAAAUCAUUGCCUAUAAACCUCAGCACUAUUUCACUGAUGCAUGGAACACUUUUGAUGCCUUAAUUGUAGUGGGUAGCGUUGUUGAUAUCGCUAUCGCUGAAGUCAAUCCCACAGAGGCUCCCCAGGUGAACGAUGCUGGGAAUCCAGAGGAAGGUGGUGCUUUCUCAAUCUCAUUUUUCCGUCUCUUCCGGGUUAUGAGACUGGUCAAGUUGCUAAACAGGGGUGAAGGCAUUCGAACCCUUCUGUGGACUUUCAUCAAAUCCUUUCAGGCUCUGCCAUGGGUUGCUCUCCUGAUCGUGAUGGUUUUCUUCAUCUAUGCCGUAAUUGGAAUGCAGAUGUUUGGGAAGAUCGCUAUGGUGGACCACACAAGCAUCAACCGCAACAACAACUUUCAAACUUUCCCCCAGGCCGUACUACUGCUCUUCAGGUGUGCCACAGGUGAGGCAUGGCAGAAUAUCAUGCUGGCCUGCUUGCCCGGGAGGCUGUGUGAUCCAGAAUCGGACAUCAAUCCAGGGGAGGAGAGGUCAUGCGGGAGCAACGUUGCCAUAGUCUACUUCAUCACCUUCUACAUGCUGUGUGCCUUCGUGAUUAUAAAUUUAUUUGUGGCUGUCAUCAUGGACAACUUUGACUACUUGACCCGUGAUUGGUCCAUUCUUGGUCCUCACCACUUGGAUGAAUUUAAGAGGAUAUGGUCCGAGUACGACCCAGAGGCCAUUGGCAGGAUCAAGCACCUGGAUCUGGUGACUCUUCUUCGUCGCAUCCAGCCUCCCCUGGGCUUUGGCAAGCUGUGUCCUCACAGGGUGGCUUGUAAGAGACUGGUAGCCAUGAACAUGCCUCUCAACAGCGACGGCACUGUCAUGUUCAACGCCACGCUCUUCGCUUUGGUCCGCACCGCUCUGAAGAUCAAGACUGAGGGUCCCCUGGAACAGGCAAAUGAAGAGCUGCGCAGUAUCAUUAAGAAGCUCUGGAAACGGACGAACAUGAAGCUGCUGGACCAAGUGUGUCCCCCUGCAGGCGAUGAUGAGGUGACCCUGGGGAAGUUCUAUGCCACCUUCCUGAUACAGGACUACUUUAGGAAAUUCAAGAAACGCAAAGAUGGGGGCUUCAUGGGCGUCCCCAAUGAGAACAGCACGGCCGUUGCCCUGCAGGCCGGUCUUCGCACACUGCAUGAUAUUGGGCCUGAAAUUCGAAGAGCGAUAUCAUGUGACCUACAAGACGAGGAACUUGUAGACUUUAUUCCUGAGGAAGACCAGGAGUUUUAUAGGCAAAAUGGGGGAAUUUUUGGAAAUCAUGUCAAUCACAUGAAUGGAGAUGCCAGGAACCCCUCAUAUCAGACCAAUGCCACACAGCGCCCCCUGCAGGUGCAUCCCCCCCCACACUAUGCUAACAUGGAACAACCAGUUGGCCGGUUGGACAGGAUGGGCCAGACCCUGGCUCAAAAUGGCCAUUCCUAUCACAAGUCUACCAACAUCAACCUCAACAAUGCUAAUGUGUCCAGUCUGCCUAAUGGGAAGCAUAUCGGUCCCUAUGAGCAUGCAAAUGGCUAUGCGGGAAACAAGGGACCCUACUACCCAGGCGACUAUGACAAGCCCAAGAACUCCAGCAUCCAAAGGACACGCUACUAUGAGACCUACAUUAGAGCCCAUGCCGGGGAUAGCUGUCAGCCGACAAUUCGUAGAGGAGAUGAAAGUGCUGAGGAAGAACGCUAUGGGGAGUACUGCAGUGGGGAGGAGCCUUAUGAGGAGGACAUUAUGAUCGCAGACAGGAAGGGAUACAAGGAGUACCUUGACAAGGUUAAUAACCUAGAACAGGACUAUGACGUCCCCAAAGGUUAUUAUCGUCAUGUGCGUCAGUAUGAUGACGAUGAGCAGUCGGUUUACCAUGACUCCAAAAGGUCCCCGAAGAGACGGCUGCUUCCUCCCACACCUCAAGGCCACAGAAGGCCGUCCUUCAACUUUGAGUGCCUGCGUAGACAGGGCAGCCAGGAUGAAAUCCCCCAUUCACCUGGCUUACGUCAGCGGACGGCGCUGCCUCUUCACCUGAUGCAACACCAGGUCAUGGCUGUCGCUGGUCUGGACUCUAGCAGAGCCCAGAUACUCUCCCCAACCCGCUCCACACGGUCCUGGGCUACACCUCCAACCACUCCUCUUAGCAAGGACCUUUCCCCUUACUAUACACCCCUGAUCCGUGUAGAGCGGGCUGGGCGGGAGAAUGGCCAUGUGCGCAAUAACUCCUGGUACGCAGACGACCCAGACUACCAGUACAGGACGUAUACACCAGCACAUCUGCAGCUCCCCCAUGAGUACAGACACCAGUACUACCAGAAGAGAGGAAGCGCCACAAGCCUUGUAGAAGCAGUAUUGAUAUCUGAGGGACUGGGGAGGUAUGCCAGGGACCCGAAAUUUGUCGCCACAACGAAGCACGAAAUCGCAGAUGCUUGUGAGAUGACUAUUGAUGAAAUGGAGAGUGCCGCCAGCCAUCUGCUGAAUGGCAGCAGGGACAUGUUCCCCAUCCGGGGCCGGAGAGACUACGAGGUUCUGGAUGUCUCCGCCAGCUACAGCGAUGAGGAACUGGAGCAAGAUCUGGCUGGGAAGUAUGAGGAAGACUUAGCUGAUGAAAUGAUAUGCAUUACGAGUUUGUAGCAUUGGGUCCACCUGUAAAGAACAAAACACAGAGACUCUGUGAAUCUCUUGGCUCACUAACAAAAGAAGUGCCUUUUUUCUAGUGGAGUACAAAAGGCACUUGAAGGUGAUGGAGCUAACAGGAGCAGCGCUCUGCUGCCCUUCCAGAACCCGUCUCAAUCCCCAAGGAAGCAGAUGUGGGCUCGGCGGAGCAUCUUUAGGCAAUGCCUCCCUGAUACACUACGUGGAAGCAUGAUAUCAGGAACAGCUUUCAUCCUAGAGAAAUCUCACAUGAGGCAUAUCUCACAUGUGGAUGUGAACCGAAUCCUCCAGUUACUUUCAGAAUUUAAUCGUGGCUAACAUGAAAAAUGACUAUAUGCUCGUUUACAGAUAUAUCACUGUCUGCUUAUUAUCACUUUCCAGAUAAGGUGGUUAAGAUGUCUGCAGUCACAAAGAUUCCCAUUGAAAAAAAAAUGAUUAAGCAAUUAUGCACUAUCAGACAGUUCUUUUGGAAUAUUAAAAGAGCCAGUUUAAUAUUUCCUAGUUGAUAUAUUGUAAAUGCAUUGUAAUAUAUUACAUCAGAAAACUUUGUAAAGAGAUGUUCUAUAUUUUGUAAUUAUGUAUCUUACAUAAGAACAGCAAUAUGGUUCUUAAUUAAUAUAUUACAAACAUAGAUGGAUGUUAUUUUAUGAGGUACUGUACAACAAUGUUUAUCUACCUUUUCUUUUGAGCUCCACUAUAUUCUCGAUCUGCUCGCAACCUUUUAUAAGAUGUUGUGUCGAGGUGAACAUGCAUUCGCACGAGAUAUGCAAAAUUAUUAUGUUGAUAGACCUGAACCGUCGAACUUGUUGUCGUGUCUUAACUACCCACUGCAGGAGUUUGAGAGCCAUGCUCGCUCCCCGCACCCCUGCCACACUACUCAAAAUGCACUCAGGAGUGUGUUUUAAUUCGCCGCUGUGUUUUACUUUUACAGAUCUCCUUGUAAGCAAAAGGGUCCGGUUUUUGUUUAGCUUGUGCUAACCUGUGUGCAUGGGUACAUCUGGAUGUUAAAUUCUUCUAUUGUGACUGACAAUGCUGCUUUCUGAGGAUGAAGGAACUGUGCCCCUCCCAGUAACACAAUAACAAAACAUGUCGCAGAUCACGUUCCUGGGUUUGAUAUGCGCUUAAUUACUCGAAGAAAAAAUUAUUCAUUGUGUUACCGACCACAUCAAUUCCGAGCGACUUUUCUCGUUUUUCAAUUACGACACGUUCUAAAUGAUCGUUUUCAUUUAAUCGGAAACAAAAACCGCACUUCCAGGUCUGUUAAAGUCCACUCAUUUCCCCCCUCCCACCCCCCUUUUUGGUGUUAACUUUUUAAUCGUUUGCAUUUUAUAAGGUAGUUAUUAAAAGCAUCUAGACUAAGUGCACGCUCAGAAAUUCUGUGAAGCUGAUCAGUGGUGACGCAGCUACAGCACGAGGCAGUAAGUUGGAGAGUUAAAGCAAUAUUACCCCCCACUCUUUCCAUAAGAAGUCUUAUAAAUAUACCUCCAGAAGAGCAGGGUAACAUAUCAGUGAUUAAACUUCGAAGGUGUUCCAAACUAUAGCCUCCCUUUCUUGCACUGCAAAAAAAGGGAUGAAACAGUCACUUUAAAUCGUCUUUUAAAAGAACACUUACCAGCAUGCAAACUUGGCCGAGCACAGUGCGGGGCAGUUCUACUCUCCACGUGGAAGUGUGCGGUCCGGAGGGGCGUAUGACUGGUCCACCCAACCUAGCUGGGGUCCUCCAGGAGGUGCACGCUGAAAGGGCUCUGACUCGUCUGUGAGAAACGUGUACUGGUGUCUAAUAUCUAAGAUGACCCCUCACGGCCAGACACAUUGUACUGUAACGUAGCAAUUACAGAGAAACUAGAAAUAUGCAUUUUUUUCUAAACACUUGUGUAAAUGGUGUUAAAACUAAAGACUAAAACCAAGUUACUUUACCUCAUGUCAGGGAUUCCUGAAUAAAAAUGGUAUUUAAAUAUUAGCACAUAGCUGUAUGUCUUUGCACAAGUAAUUGUUAAGUGAUAUUGUUUCAUUUUCUAUGAAUUUCAGAUCUAUAUGUAAUAGGGUGAGGCGAUUUUGUACUUUUCCUGUGGCUGUGUGUAUGGUUUAGUGGAAUCUAUAUUUGUCUUACUUGUCACUUUACAAUGCUGGGAUAUAUGGUAGAAUAUUAAGCGGCACUGGGCUUUUUCCUUGUGAUAAAACCAGUUUGCGGCUCAAUGAAAUUUAAUAUUUAAGUUUACAGAGAAUUAUAUGUUAAUUUAAACACUUUAAUCAGUUUAAUAUUACUAGAAUAGUUGACAAGAUGUAUUUAAAUAUACAAUGAAAAGUAUAUAAAGUAUGGAAAGACCUGUUCUUAUUUAUUUUACUUGAAAUAUUUGCUCUUUAAGGUUUUUAUUCUGCAAACUUCUCAGUAGCAGCUUAGUACCCCUCUAGAUUUUGUAUGCAUUUCUUUUUGUAUUUUUUCAUUUAAUUUUGGCCUUUAACUGAUUUGAAUCAAUACCUAAAUUUUAUUUCCUAAUGAUUACUAUUGAAUAAACUUACACUAAAGUUCAAA
Molecule: messenger RNA, 9354 nt
Organism: Brienomyrus brachyistius
Lineage: Eukaryota; Metazoa; Chordata; Actinopteri; Osteoglossiformes; Mormyridae
Product: voltage-dependent L-type calcium channel subunit alpha-1D-like
Exons: 47
Coding region: 756-6800 (2014 amino acids)
Biological process (GO): calcium ion import across plasma membrane
Cellular component (GO): membrane; voltage-gated calcium channel complex
Molecular function (GO): high voltage-gated calcium channel activity
Source: RefSeq, a predicted model, not a curated record